GCGCAGUUGGUAGUUGGGGCCGUCAUGAUCGCGGGAUGGUUAUAGGUGCUCGUCGGCUUCAGAAAAGAGAAGCUCAGCAGUUGCAAGAACAAGGGGACGAGCUUAGGGAGAAGACAUCUGCCGAGGAUGACAGGACCGGCACUGGCGGCAUGGUUCUUCCACUUGCUGGUUUUCGUCGGCGGCGUCUCCGCCGCGGCGUUCUCGUUCCGCGUCCUCGCCUACCUCGCGCUCUGCCUGCGCCGGCCGAGGGACCUGCGCCGCCGGUACGGCGCGUGGGCAGUGGUCACCGGCCCGACGUCCGGCAUCGGCCGGUCCGUGGCGCUGGAGCUCGCGCGCCGCGGCCUCAACCUCGCCCUCCUCGACCUCGACGCUGCCAACCUCCAGGAGACCUCCGACGCGAUCACGUCUCGCCACACCGUGGAGACCCGGACCGUGGUGUUCGACCUCUCGCUCGUCGGCACCCCUCAAGGCGACGAGUCGAUGCGGCGGCUCCGGGCGGCGAUCGAGGGCCUGGACGUCGGCGUGCUGGUGAACAACGCCGGGGUGGCAAAGCCGGCGGUGGCGUACCUGCACGAGGCCGAAGUGGAAGCGUGGGUGAGGAUGAUACGGGUGAACCUGUGGGCGCUGACGGAGGUCACGGCCGCCGUCCUGCCGGGGAUGGUGGAGCGCGGCCGGGGCGCCGUCGUGAACAUGGGCUCGGCUUCGUCGGAGGCCAUCCCAUCCUUCCCACUCAACACCAUCUACGCCGCCACUAAACGGUACAUUUCAAAGUUCUCGAGGAGACUCUACGUCGAGUAUAGAAGCAAAGGGAUUGAUGUGCAGUGCCAGGCCCCGUUCUUCGUGGCGACCAGGCUGGUGCCGAGCGCCGUGCUAGACAACUGGCUCUCGCCGCUCGUCCCCACGCCGGACACCUACGCCCGCGCGGCGGCGCGCUGGAUCGGGCACGGCCCGCUGUGCACCCCCACCGCCGGCCACCAGCUCCUGUGGUGCCUCGCCGGCGUCCUGCCGGACGCCGCGCACGACUGGCUCCGCAUGCGCGAGCACCUGCGGCUGAGAGCGUUGUCCCAGAGAGUCAGGGCGGCGAGGGCGUCAGCAGCUGAUCGGGGAGAAAAAACGACGCGUGCCAAAAAAAUGAGUUUUUGAGUUUGGCUAAUGUGCUUGCUUGGCCUGCCGGAACUGAUAUGGUUGCUGCUUGACCCCAAACUGUGUGCAGCAGCUGUGGUUCAUUUGCCUCUCCUUGCCUGACAUUACAGAUUUACAGGCGGGAGAACAUAUAAUAUUGCCUGACAUGCAUUACAAGUGGGAGAACAAAUAUCCUUUCCAGACAUUACAAGCGGAAGAACAAAUAUCUAACCUGCUGUUCUUGCCUAUCAAGCUCACUCAAUGAUCCACACGUGUCCUGAAUACGCUUUGCCAUGCUCAGUUUUUAGAUAC
Messenger RNA from Panicum hallii, 1434 nucleotides. Its product is annotated as very-long-chain 3-oxoacyl-CoA reductase 1-like. The transcript has 4 exons. Bases 127 to 1143 code for a protein of 338 amino acids. Gene Ontology annotation, molecular function: ketoreductase activity. NCBI's taxonomy places the organism in Eukaryota, Viridiplantae, Streptophyta, Magnoliopsida, Poales, Poaceae. The record is from RefSeq and is a predicted model, not a curated record. Gene Ontology annotation, cellular component: endoplasmic reticulum.